This is a messenger RNA of Hibiscus syriacus, 1737 nucleotides long. RefSeq lists its product as uncharacterized. The coding region runs from base 1 to 1737 and encodes 578 amino acids. The record is from RefSeq and is a predicted model, not a curated record. NCBI's taxonomy places the organism in Eukaryota, Viridiplantae, Streptophyta, Magnoliopsida, Malvales, Malvaceae. Gene Ontology annotation, molecular function: RNA-DNA hybrid ribonuclease activity; nucleic acid binding. The transcript is spliced from 4 exons.
AUGCCAUUAAAAGUUGGUCUGGGGAUAAGAAACAGUUCCCUUUCCCUAUUGUUGUUUAAUUUUGUUGGAGAACUGCUUAAUCUGCUGCUCCGUAAGGCAGUAUCUUCGGGUCUGUUUUGUGGCCUGAUUGUUGGUUGCGAUGAGGCUUCUGUUAAUCUAUCUCAUUUGCAAUUCGCAUAUGAUCUGAUUAUUUUCUGCAGUGCAUCAAAGACACAGGUAAUUAAUGUUAAGAGGAUCCUACACGUUUUCGAAGUUAUGUCAGGCCUGAAAUUGAAUCUGUCUAAGAGAAAAUUAUUUGGGAUAAAUAUUGAUGAGGAAGAGGUUCUUCAGUGGGCUAAUGCGGUUGGAUGUUCAGCAGGACAUUUUCUUGCGGAAUAUUUGGGGUUGCCUCUUGGUGCUAAGAGGAGUUCGCUAUUGUUGUGGGAUCCGGUUGUUCAAAAUUUUUAUAAGAGGUUAGUAGGUUGGAAGGCUAAGACUUUGUCAAUGGCAGGGAGGUUGAUUUUAAUGAAGGCAGUUUUGAGCUCCUUGCCUACAUAUUUCAUGUCUUUGUUUAAGAUACCGUCUUCGGUGAUUGCAAAGCUUAAUUACAUCAUGGCCAUAUUUCUAUGGGGAGGAGGGGUGGAGAGCUCUCCUAGGGAAAUGGACGUGGAGAUUUGCAAACAAUAUGGAGUCAGUGUGGAAGAAGGCUGGUCUUGGCAUGUUCAAUUGAGAAGGAAUUUAAGUGAUUGGAAACUGGAUCAAUUCUCUGAUUUAAUGGCUUUAAUUCAUAAUAUCACUCUUUCACUUGAAUGUUCUGAUGGGUUAGUCUGGAGAGGGAAUGGGGAAGGAGUAUAUACUGUCAACUCGAGUGUAAAGUCAUGUUGUCCUGCAAGUACAACAGAUUCUUUUUGGAUGAAGUACGUUUGGAGGGGUUUGGUGCCUCCGAAAGUGGAGGCAGAUGAGUCCUCAACACAUUUAUUUUUUACUUGUGUUGUGGUGUGGUCUUUAUGGAAUAAAUUUUUGAAUUUCUGGGGAGUUUGUUCUUUUCAAGCCAAUGCUCAAGAUUUUUUGUUUGCUUGGGAGGAUUUGAUACCUAAUUCUAAAAUUUGGUCCUUCAUUCCGGGUGUGGUUCUAUGGUCAAUUUGGAAGUGGAGGAAUGCCAUUGUGUUCGAUGGGGGGAGUUUAGAUCAGAAUGAUCUAUUUUUUAUGGCAAGAAGUAGGUUGGCGUCUUGGUUCUUAGCUAACUUCAAGGAUGUAUAUAUUCCUAAGGACUCUCUCAUUAGUGAUCUAUCACUUGGGGAUAGUUGCUCUUAUUCAAGCUCUCCUAUUAUCAAAAUUGUGCCCUGGUCACAUCCUCCAAAGGGCUUUAUAAAGUUGAAUGUGGAUGCGACAGUGACUGCAGACUGGAGGAAAAGUGGUGUUGGAGGCAUUCUUAGAGUUGAGGAUGGCUCGGUGGUUGGUUCUUUCAAAGAGGCUGCUGGUCCAGGUCCUCCUAUCUUGAUAGAGCUUAUGGCAAUUAAGAAGGGCUUAUCCUAUUUUACUUCGAUUCAACAACGUUUUAAGGAACGUUUAAUCGUUGAAUCUGACAGUAAAUUAGCAGUGGAUUGGGUCAAGAAUAAAGAACGAUGUCCCUUGGUCUACAUUGAUUUAGUGAAUGAUAUUGGUGAUAAGUUUAGAGGUUUGAAUGGUAUUAUUAGAUGGGUUGCUAGGUCAGCCAAUGUUGAGGCUGAUACUCUAGCAAAGGAUGGUAUUGGAUAG